Molecule: messenger RNA, 765 nt
Organism: Lutra lutra (Eurasian river otter)
Lineage: Eukaryota; Metazoa; Chordata; Mammalia; Carnivora; Mustelidae
Gene: HINT2
Product: histidine triad nucleotide binding protein 2
Exons: 5
Coding region: 48-674 (208 amino acids)
Cellular component (GO): cytoplasm; mitochondrion
Molecular function (GO): hydrolase activity
Source: RefSeq, a predicted model, not a curated record
AAUGGAGUGGAACACUCGCCCUCCAGCUGGCAGAAGAAGCCAAUGGGAUGAAAAGAUUCCGCCUCCGGGGUGGUGGCGGAGCCAGCGGAGUGAACGGCACCACCCUCUGGGCUAAAGGGCAGCGAGCGGCCCAGAAGCGCGACCAAUGGGAUGGUAGGGCUAGCUCGCGGCGGCUGGCGGAGCCAAUGGCUGCCGCUCACUGGCUCCCGGGCGGACCCACUUCGGGCUGGCGGCGGGGCCCGCGUACUGGGGUUCGGAGAAAGGUCCGAGGAGCUGCAGGUGUGACUGAUGGAAAUGAAGUGGCCAAGGCUCAGCAGACAGCUCCUAAGAGAGCAGCCCCAACGGUCUUCUCCCGGAUCCUGGAUCGAAGCCUCCCAGCUGAUAUUCUAUAUGAGGACCAGCAGUGUCUUGUAUUCCGUGAUGUGGCGCCUCAAGCUCCUGUGCACUUCCUUGUCAUUCCUAAGAAGCCCAUUCCUCGGAUUAGCCAGGCUGAAGAAGAGGACCAGCAGCUUCUAGGACACCUUCUCCUUGUGGCCAAGAAGACAGCAAAGGCUGAGGGCCUGGGAGAUGGAUACCGACUUGUGAUAAAUGAUGGGAAGCUGGGUGCACAGUCUGUGUAUCAUCUGCACAUUCACGUACUUGGGGGUCGACAGCUCCAGUGGCCUCCAGGUUGAACCUACCAACUGACCAAGAACCCCAGACCUGGAUGCUUGGAGUGUGGGGGGGAAUGAACCCUAUGAUGCUAAUAAACUUGAUCUCCCUCGA